AAUUUUAAUUAUUUGACUUAUUUCCAUAAAUUCUCCUUGUCUCUCCGUCAAAAUUACACAAUCUGCCACUUCGAGCUAACGCUCACGCCCUCCGCCCAUGGCUGCUCUGCGACACCAUGAGAGCCUCCUCCAAUACCAACGUCGUCUCUGCGCUCCUUCGCCCAAGCCCCAUCUACGCCUGAACCGUAACUUCGUCUUCCGACUGAAGAAUUUGCAAUUUUCGAGGAAAAUUAGGAUUUUGCGAUGGGGUCCCGGAGGCAGAGACGGACUGUGCUCCGCCUGUUGCUUAUGCAAGACAAAUUCGAAAAUUGAGAGUGUUGAAGCUUGGGAGGAGAUUGAACGGCCUCCUUUCGAUAUCAAUCUUGCCGUCAUUCUCGCCGGUUUUGCUUUUGAAGCCUACUCUAGCCCCCCUGAGAAUGUGGGCAAACGUGAGGUGGAUGCAGCAGAUUGUAAGACGGUUUAUCUUUCUGGGUCAUUUCUUCGUGAGAUAUAUGAUGGCCAGUUAUUUAUCAAAUUGAAAAAAGGUUUUGAUUUUCCCGCUAUGGAUCCAUGGGGAACAAGUGAUCCAUAUGUGGCCUUGCAAUUGGAUGGCCAGGUUGUCAAAAGCAAGGUUAAAUGGGGGACAAAAGAACCAACAUGGAAUGAGGAGUUGACGUUUAAUGUCAAGCUGUCUCCAUCCAAAAGUCUUCAGGUUGCUGCUUGGGAUGCAAAUCUUGUAACUCCACAUAAGCGCAUGGGGAAUUCAAACAUUAAUCUGGAAUGCCUCUGCAAUGGAAAUUUGCAAGAGGUACUUGUGGAAUUGGAAGGGAUGGGAGGUGGUGGAAAGAUACAACUAGAGGUUCAAUAUAAAAGUUUUGAUGAAAUUGACGAAGAAAAACAAUGGUGGAGAGUCCCUUUUAUUUCAGAAUUUUUUCAGAAAAAUGGUUUUCAGUCUGCUUUAAAAAUGAUUGUUGGAUCCGAGACUGUUCAAGCACGCCAAUUUGUACAAUAUGCUUUUGGGCAGUUAAAAUCAUUCAACAAUGCAUACCUUCAGAAGGAGAGUUUUUCAUAUGGUGAACAGUAUGAAAAAGGUUGUGUGGGAAUGUCCAGCAGCUCCAUUUUCGUCUCAGACAUGCCUUCACAGGUGCAGGCUAGCCAAGAAGGCUUUUCAGAUGACACAAGCUGCAAGGAAGAUGGCAGCACGCUGGAGCUUCACACUGGUGAUCGUGAAACGGAUUAUGGCCAUUCAUCUUCAUCAAUGACACAAGUUGGUGAGACUCUGCACUCAGAUGAACAUUUUUGGAAGAAUUUUGCUGAUGUUAUCAAUAAGAAUGUCAUUCAGAAAUUUGGUAUCUCUUUUACUGAGAAAAUCAAGUGGGAUGGUUUUGACUUAUUAAAUAGAAUUGGCUUACAGUCACGAAGGAUUGCAGAGGCAGGCUAUGUUGAAUCUGGGCUUGCAAUUUCUGACAGUACGGGUGUUGAUGAUAGCAACAUUGCAACGACUGCCCCAGUGAAUAUUAGCACAAUUCAGUCUUCACUUCCAGGCAUUAAAAAGGCAACACAGGAUAUAUUGAGGCAAACUGAUUCUGUUUUAGGGGCAUUAAUGGUUCUGACUACAGCUGUUUCUAAACUAAAUAAGGAUGCACAUCUUUUAGGGAAGGGAAAAUUGAAACAAGAUACUACUGUGAAAAUGAAAGAUGAUGUCUCUAGAUAUUUUGAGAUUGAAAGCUUUGCUAAAUUGCCAGAUGAAUCAAUUUUGAGUGAUCAGAAGGCAGAGGAGUUGAGAGCACUCUUUUCAACUGCCGAGAGUGCCGUGGAGGCUUGGGCAAUGCUUGCAACUUCCUUGGGCCAUCCAAGUUUUAUUAAAUCUGAAUUUGAGAAAAUAUGCUUCUUAGAUAAUACAACCACUGAUACACAGGUAGCAAUUUGGCGUGAUUCUGCACGGAAGAGAUUAGUUGUUGCUUUCAGGGGAACAGAACAAGCAAGAUGGAAAGACCUCCAAACUGAUUUAAUGCUGGUUCCUGCUGGGUUAAACCCUGAAAGGAUAGGUGGUGAUUUCAAGCAAGAAGUUCAAGUUCACAGUGGCUUUCUAAGUGCAUAUGAUUCAGUUAGGACAAGGAUCAUGUCUCUCAUUAAACUAUCAAUUGGUUAUACAGACAAUGGGGUGGAACUGCUGCCGGAAUGGCAUGUGUAUGUGACUGGUCAUAGUUUAGGUGGUGCAUUAGCUACCCUUCUUGCUCUUGAACUUUCUUCAAGUCAAUUGGCAAAGCAUGGUGCAAUUUCUGUGACUAUGUAUAACUUUGGAUCUCCAAGAGUUGGAAACAAAAGAUUUGCAGAACUUUAUAAUGAGAAAGUUAAAGAUAGCUGGAGAGUUGUAAAUCAUAGAGAUAUUAUUCCAACAGUUCCCCGCUUGAUGGGUUAUUGUCACAUAGCUCAACCUGUCUAUCUAGCAGCUGGAAAUCUAACAGAUGCCUUGGAAAAUAUAGAGCUUCUAGGAGAUGGUUAUCAGGGUGAUGUGAUUGGGGAGUCCACACCUGAUGUUCUUGUCAGCGAAUUUAUGAAAGGCGAGAAGGAACUUGUUGAAAAACUAUUGCACACAGAGAUAAAUAUUUUCCGCUCAAUCAGAGAUGGUAGCGCGCUUAUGCAGCAUAUGGAGGAUUUUUAUUACAUUGCACUACUGGAGAGUGUGAGAUUGAAUUACCAAACUGUUGCACGCUCGCAAACCAAUGAAGAAGCUAGCAUAUCCGUCAGCUGAGAAGGCUAUACCAACUCAUUACUGGUAGCCAAGCUUAUAUACACACCCUCAGGUCCCUUAUUCUAAAUGUUGUGCGCACUGAAAAAUUUUCAUUCAAAAAUAAAAUAAAAUUGAUUGAAUGUAAUUUCAUUGGUUUGGGUGAGGGAGAAUAAAAGAAAGAGAUAUCGUAUGUGUAUGAAUUCAUGUUGUGGUAACCUGCACGCUAGCUAUUACAUAUAGAGAUAGCUAAUAGCUUAGUUAAAAUUCUCACAACUGUGACCUAGCAAGCAUUGGGUUGCUUUCUUUGUUAGACGGCCACCCAAAGCACCACAUGUCCUUUUCUUGUUUCCAGCUGGCUAUAGCUAUAGCUACUUCUUCACUACUCCUGGUUAGUCAUUAGUUAUUUGUAAUUAAGUCAUUAAUGAAAAAUCGAUUUCAUCAUUUAUAUUAA
Malania oleifera is the source of this 3164-nucleotide messenger RNA. RefSeq lists its product as uncharacterized. Lineage: Eukaryota; Viridiplantae; Streptophyta; Magnoliopsida; Santalales; Ximeniaceae. Bases 98 to 2734 code for a protein of 878 amino acids. Gene Ontology annotation, biological process: lipid metabolic process. The record is from RefSeq and is a predicted model, not a curated record. The transcript is spliced from 18 exons.